AUCUCGUGUUUCACUAAACAUCCAUUAAUGAAUGACGCCUUGAGGAGAAAAGCCUGAACACAAGAUGUGAUUUCAUGUUUUCAUUUGCACAUCAUCUUGACUGAGAUCAUCACAAUGCCUCAGACUAAGGCCAAGAGGGCUACUGAGAAGGCUCCAGACAGGUCAACGGAUAAAACCUCCGAGAAGGCUGUUGAGAAGAAUUCAGAGAAGGCAUCUGAGGAGACGUCAGACAAAGCAUCUGAAAAUGUUCCUGAAAAGACCGUCGAGAAGGUUAUCAAGAAACGCAUCAGAUCCGAUGACCAGAGGGAAAAGAAUGGAGUCCAUGUCUUCUUAGGAGCUAAGGACUUUCCAAGGUGGUGUGCCCUAAAGAAUAAAUCUGGAUGCAAGACCAAUGUGCAACUCAUGAGAUGGCUGCUUGCUAUGGCAGAGAAGUAUAUAGGAAUUUACUGCCAAGAAGACAUUAAGACGAACGAGAAGAGUGACCCAGGCUCAGCAGGUGAUGGCAGCGUGACUGUAGGCAACCCAAAGUCAGAGGUGACUCCAGUGAGUACUGUCAAGGAUGAAGAGCCUCCUAGCACCAGUCGGGAAGAACCAACCAGAUCUCCAAGAGCAAAGAGGAAAGCAUCCCGUAAAUCAAUGCCAGACGGAAAGUCCCACGAAGACCAAGACACUGAAAAAACGCAGACAAAUGAAAGCAAAGAUGGAGAACAACCUUCUAGUUCUGCUCGAGCAAAGACAAGAUCACCAAGGACAAAGAGGAAAGGAAUCCAAAAAUCACUUUUGGAUUCAAAGACUGAUAAGACUAAUGAAGAGCCAGCUCCUGAAGAAUCUCAUGUGAAUGAUGACAAUGAACCUGAUCAUAGUGGGGUUGCUGAAGCCCCAAGAACAAGGAAAACAGUUCGCAAAGCAUUAUCAGAUCAAAAGUCUAAGUCUGAUAAAAGGACAAAGCAGAGUGUCGGUACACCAAGUAUUGAUGGUGAAGAUACUUCUCAGGUCAAGGAUUCUAAGACGAGGAGCCAGGUCCCAUUGAAGGGGCGGUCAAGAAGGCUAACCAAACAACGGCAGGUGUUGCAGAAGGAUGUCAAGAAACCAGUUAGUACAAGAAAUACGAAAGCCUCAUUGAAAAGAAAGGCAAAGGAAAAUCUCCCAGCUGCAAAGAACAAAAAGGCAGUUGAAAAGGUGGAAGAAAAGGUGGAAGAAAAAGUGGAAGAAGCGAUGACCGAUCUGCUACCUCCAAAGAAGAAAAAGACAGUUGAAAAACUGGAUGAAAAAAUGGAAGAAGCAAUGACCAAGGACGAAGGAGAAUGUUCAGAUUUGACUGCUGAUUCCAAGUUAAGCAGGUGCACAGUGAGGUUGUCUUCAUUAGACAAGGAGGAGAUAACAAAGAUUGAAGACCCUAAAGGUAACAAAUCCUCACCACCAAAAGACAAGGAGAUAACUAAGAUUGGAGACCCUAAAGGUAACAAAUCCUCACCACCAAAAGACAAGGAGGAGAUAACAAAGAUUGAAAACCCGAAAGGUAACAAAUCCUCACCACCAAAAGCACAACCGAAAAAGACUGCAAAUACAAAGCAAAAAAAGUCACCAAGAGAGCUGAGGGCAGUGGCUCGAGCCAAGGCAGCAGCUAAGGCAGCACAAGUGCAUCGAUGCCCGGAGUGUUUAAAGACAUUUUCCAAUAGGGCAAACCUUAAGAGACAUUGUGAAUUGCAUUCAUCUCUCUCCUACCCCUGUCCAGAAUGUGGCAAAUCCUGUAAGUCUAGCGCCCAGCUCUGGGCCCACAAGCGCAGACUUCACGUCCAUAAGUAUGACUGCCCUUAUUGCGAUAAAAAGUUUGGACUGCCAAGUUUGCUUGCAAAGCAUAGGAAGAGCCAUGCGGAAGAGAAGUUGCUGAAUGAUCAAGCAAAAUUUCAUCGUGCCCAGGAACCAAGCAUUCAGGAACACAGCGUCCAGGAAGAAAGCAUCAAGGAACACAGUGUCCAGGAACUUGGCGUCCAGGAACACAACGUCCAGGAACAGAGCGUUCAUGAACAAAGAAUUCAGGAACAGAGCGUUCAGGAACGUAGUGUCCAGGAACACAGCAUAGAGGAACCCUGCUUAUGUCAUUUAUGUGGUAUGUCAUUUAAGAAACGGGAUGAAAUGAAUGACCAUGUCUGCCAAGCGAACAAGCCAUCUGAGGAUUUGAUUGACCAUAACAUCCAAACAAACAAGCCUCCUGAUGCUCCUGGUGAUUUGAAUGUCCAAAUUAGCCAAAUGAACAAGUCAUCCGAAUGUGAUAAAACAUACAAACCAGAGGAGUCCCUCAUAAACCAUAUGGAACCUCAGAAGAAAACUGCAGAUGUGGAUUUACCCUACAGUUGUCAUAUUUGUAACAAGAUGUUCAAGACAAAGAAAGGCAUGAAAGGACAUGUAAAUCGCCAUGACAGAAGCGAGACAUUCCAGUGUGACACUUGUCAAAAGGUGUUCAGUUGUAAGAAUCAUCUUCAGAGACACAAAUUAGUCCACAGUGACACCAAGCCCUAUCAUUGUCCAGAAUGUAAUCGUGGCUUCACUCAGAGCUCUAACAUGGAGACUCACAGACGCAUCCACUCUGGCGAUAAGCCUUUUACUUGUGAUUUGUGUGGAGAGACAUUCAGACAGAACGUUACCUUGAAGACUCACAAACAAAAGGCUCAUGGUAUUAACAUCUGGAAUGAGACACCAACAGCCCCUCAUGUUGGCAGGCCAACCAUUACAAAGACUGCAGAACCUAAAGUCAAGAAACCAAGGGGCAGAAAAGGUGCAAAAAAAUCCCAAAUUCCCCUUCCAGCACCUCUAACGGUACUGCGUGUUCCCCCAUUGGAGCCACAAAUUCAACAGUCUUCAGAGAUUCAAUCUGUGCCAUCACAAGGAAUAUCUCAUAGUCAUGAACAUAAUGAAAAGGUGCAAACUGAAGAGAAGCAAGUAAAAAGUCCUCAAGAGAAUACAAUUUUACAUCAAGCAAAGGAAAGUGGUGACCUAUCAAUGAAAAAUCAACCUGCUGAGUGCCAGGCCCAACCCAAUCAUCAAGAGUUACAGUCACAUGUUGGAGGACAACCACAAGAACAUCCGAAUGCUGAUCCUUCACGACAUCAGCAAGAUACAGGGCACAAUCAACAUCCCAUAAAUCAACAGCAACAACAACCUCCAACUGAAACUCAGCAUCAGCAACAUCAGCCCGGCCAGCAGCAACAACAAGCAGAGCAGCAUCAACAGGAGCAACUUCAACAUGAAAGUCAAAAUCACUAUAUUCAACUGCAACGUCCCAAUCCUGUGCACCAACAGCCUCUAGCUCCACAUCCUCAAACUCAGCAACCUCAAACUCAGCGACAACCUGAAGAUCAGUAUCAGCCAGCAAAGCAACAUCAAAAAGAUGAUUCCAGAAAUAACUCUGACAAUCAGCAGGCACAUCAACAGCAACUACAGCCAUAUCAGCAAGGAAACUAUGGCAAGGUCAGUCAGCAGUAUCAACCUCCAGAACUCCAACAUCAGCAACCCCAGCCAUUGCAAUAUCAACAGCCGCAACUGCCGCAACAUCAACACUACCAACAGAAAGAAUUUGUUGCUUUACAGGAUAGAAACAAUGGGCCAUUCUCGCAUGAAAUCAGAUCAUACCAGCGUGAAAGCAUUACCACUUCCAACUAUUACUCACACUAUAUGCAGUCCAGCAAGAUAUCUUCUGGGUGGUCCCCAUCACUUCCUCCUCCACCUUCCCAGCCUAUCAAUCCUCCUCCUCCCUUGAACAGAACCAAUGAACCUACCACAUCUCAUCAUAUGCCAAUGCCUCUCAUGCAGAACAACUCACCACCAUCGCAUCGAUCAACUCCAGGUGCUAACACCCAUCAUCAUCUCCAGGCUCUCCUAGAUUUAGAGUCUAACAUUGGUAACGGUGCACCAGCCAGGCAAGCUCCUGUUUCAUCAGCAGGUGCGACAAUUCAGAGCCCCCCUCCAACACCCAUUCAACAUUCCCGCUCUAGCCCUUCCCCAUCACCCCAAGAAUCAUCAAGACCACCCUCCAAAGGACCCCAGUUCCAGAACUUGUUCCAUUCGCCACAAGCCAGUCCACUUUCAUCCACCUUCCCAUCAAAUCAUUUGAAUUUACGUCCCCCUCUAAACAACAGCAUACCUUCCAAUUACCCCAUCCCAUGCCCCUCUCCUCGGCCCCUUAGCCCCUUUUAUGCGCCAACAGGUGCGCCCUAUCAAGGUGCAACACGCGAGAUGAUCAGUUCUCAAACCCAUGAACCAGACCAUGCUCAUUCAGCACCUUUGAGGCCUUGGUACAUGGGACCACCAGAUACUGGCAAUCAACCAGCUCCUCUAGCCCUUGCCGGUAUGCACUACCCCUCUUCUAUGGGGGCGCAGGCCCAGCCUCGUAUGCCCUACAUGGGAUACCCAAAUGCCCCCAUGCCCUUCCCUUUACCCGGUAACCCUACCCCUCCAAGCCAGCAGAGAUGGGGUCAUUGACAUUUUAGAUAAUGUGUUUCAGACAACUUGGUAUUUAAAGCAAGAAUUUAAGCAUUAGAUGAACAUACAUGCAGUUUCCUAUGUUAUAUUACGCUUCAUGGAAUUACCGUUUUGGGAGUAUGGAGUGCUUCCUUUUAUGUAUGGAGGUUUUGUGAUCUGUACAACAAUAAAAUUGCUUUCGUAUUGCUCUUUAGGUCUCAAAAAAGGUAUGCAGCCUAAUGCAGGCACUUUUUGAAAAAAAACAAAGGUUACUUGUGUCUGUUAUGAAGAUUCAAAGUAAAUAUUUGAAAAUAUCUUUCAUGUGCUGGUAAGUGUAUAUUACCAGUAUUAGGUCUGUCACUCAAUAUCGUUUGGAAGGAAGCAAUGUAUUACAAAACUGAAAGUUUUAUUAUUUUCUCUUAUUUUCACAAGUCCACUUUGGAAUUCAUGCCCAUGGCUGCAAAUCAACAAAAAAAAAAAUGAAGUACGUGACAGAAGAACAGAAAAUUUGAAAAAAAAUCUCUACACAAUAUUGACAUGCAUAUUUGUACAUGUGCCAGGACUGCAUUGUUUUCCAAACUUGACUAUGUUGGAGUUUCAUAACCUAUAGAAUUUUUGUACCUCAUUUAUGAAUAUAUGAAUUUCUUUCAGCUUGUAAAUACCAAAAGUUCAAUGUUGAUAAGAUUUUAAAUCUACUGUGCAAAUAACUUAAUUUGUAAAAUUAGUGAAAUGUACAUGUAUUUUUACAUUUUUUUGACUUGUGUUUUACAUUUUGCAUAAUGUAUCAGUUUUACAUUAUUGAUAACUGCAGUGGAAUGCAUAUAGACUAAGUGUUCUGUUAAUUUUCUUGUGUUAAUGUGUUUGUACAAAUGUACCAUUUGCUAUUUCUGGUUUAUUUGAAGUUUAAUCCAAAAGAGAUGUCCAAAACAUGUGGAGUAUUUGUUGCAGUUUGAGUAUAGUUAAAAAAAACAUAGCAUACAAUUCUUUGGAAAUGGUAUUUCUCUAUAUUAGUUGUUUAGAACAUAUUUUUUUCAGAACAUUUACACAAAGUUUUUGGCAUACUAAAAUUUCUGGUGGCUGUCACAAACAAAUCCAAAUAGAAAACCUUGAUUAGUUUUCUCAUGAAAUGAAUGGUUAUGUCAUAAAAUAAAGAUAAUGUUCUGAAAUAUGCAUAUACCUGGCCAAAAAGUGUAUAUGGGGUUAACAAUAAGAUUUAUGUACAUGUAAGAUGUAGCAAGUUGUAUGCCUGACUAUUUGAUAUUUAUGUGUUCUAAAGAAAUCAUGUUGGAAAUUUAUAGGGUGAUAAUUGAUGAUACUGUACAGAUGAUAUAUGUACAUCAGAGUUGCCAACACUUACGGAAUAUUAAUGAAAUGUGUUCUACUUUAAAUUCAGUGUUUACUUCCCGAUUGAAUGACUGAGCAAAAAAGUAUUGUUAACAUGUAAUUUUGUCUCGUAAGAAAGCAAUUAGUUCAGCCGUUUGGUUAUUCACAUUGCAAUGUAUUAUCUGAUUAAUAUUCCAUAACGGUUGGCAUCUCUGGUACAGAAAUUAAAUGAUCCUGAUUUGUGCAUUGGAUAUUAUCUGUUGGAUAGUACUGGGUUGUAACAAACUGUGGUAAGAUACACAAUUUGAUGGGAUGUUAUGGGAGUCUAAGGGGCUUAGAUCAUCCCAGCACUCUAUGCUCACAUAGCUGAAUUAUGUGUAUGAAUUUUGAUUGCAUUGCAGAUAACUGUUGAUAUUUAGCAGUUAGUAAAUGACCCCUGGGUCCCGUAACACAAAGGUUAGCGAUUGAUCGUACGCUUGAUUUUCACAAUUGAUUGUACAUUGUAGUCAAUGGAAUCAAAAGUAGAGAACGUUCUACGAUCAUUGCUAAGCUUUGUGUUACGGGGCGUUAUAAUAUCCUAAAAAUGAAAAGCUACUGUAAGUUUGAAUGGUAAUGAAAUGUCUCUUAAAAUUGUUCCUAUGGUACAUAAUUGUACACAUUAAUGUGAAAGGGCAGACUAUAAUCUAGGCAGGGGCUGCUGCUUUUGUAUUUGCCUUUACGAGUCUGAUGCUGUUAAGCGUGACAUAUAUGUCUGAUGCAGAAGACUACACACAGUGCCUGUUAAACAUCCACCGCUUUUAUACACUCUAAUCUUGCAUUUUUUAUUAAUUGACAAAUAUCAAGUGUAUGUUUUUUGUAAUGAAAUAAGCUGACCUAAUCCUGGUUGAUUAAAAGAAAACAACUUGCGCAAGACCGGAGUGUAUAGGCGCAACAGUCUUCUGUAUCAGACACGUUUCUUGCAUUAAGCUAACAGCAAAUAUAAUAAGCUGCAGCCUCUGCGUACAUUAUAGGCUAGUGAAAGGGGGGGGGGCAGGAAUUAAGAAAAUACCUCUGAUUAAUUAAAGGUACUCUUAAAUUGUAUAAAUGUGAACAUUUUAUGUGUAUGUAAAUAAGUGUAAUUGCAUCUUGUAUAAUGGUCUAACAUGGAAUGAAUUUGUACAAAUGAUUUAUUCUAUGUUAUUGAAUACUUUUGUGCAACUCACAAUAUUUCAAAGUUACUAUGAAUGCUGUCACAAAGAUAUUUGGAUAUUUCUAAGACACAUGUUUUUCUGCAAGUUUGCAGAUGAUGAUGUAUUUGCUUGUUGAUUGCUUUAGUCUUUAUAGUAUAUCACUAUCAGUCAAUUAAUAUUUAUGUAUAAACAUGAUUUUUUUUCCCCUUUCAUGAGCAACUCUGAUUGGUUAAAUUGUGUAAAAAUGUAUUUAACUCUUUAUUGAUGUGCCAAUGAAAUUCCUGAAAUCCAAUGCAAUGAAUUCAUGGAUGUUCAUUUCACAAAGCUAUGUAGAUAAAUAUAUGUAUAUUGCAUAUACAUAGAAAUGUAUGAUUGUAAGUUUUUGUACAUGGUUUUCCAUAGACUUUAUACAGUUAUGUUUAAUUGUACAAUUGAUGGUACCUUUUACAUGUAGACCUGAGAUAUGUGGAUCAUCGUAAUGGCCCUUUUGUGUGGAGAUAUAUGGGACUUUUUUUUUAAUUUCAAACUACUGUACAUAAUGCCCACUCAUACAUAUCUGUGUAUUUGCUGUCAGUAAAUGUACAUGUACACCAUACACAGUUCCAUCCUUGCAUGACUCAACAGGAAGUUGUGAUACACUGGUUGUGAUACACAUUGCUUUCAUCGCAUAUUAAAUUUUAAAUGCUGUCUGGCUAUAUGGGAAGCAAAAUAUAACAGUUAAAAGCAUUUUGCCAUUUGGCUAGCAAGUUCAGUGAAUAAAAACAGGAAAAUGACUGAACUUGCUUCUUUGUUAAAUUGAAUUCAUAUGCUUAUAUGUACAUUGCAUUGGGGGGGGGGGGGCACUCAAAUUGUAUUUUGAUCGGGGUGUGCCUCACGAAACCCCGAAAUGGGGGUCUAAGGAACUGACCACAAGGGUUAAAUAUGGGGUCUUGAGAACUAAAAAUAAACCGGGUGGUGUGAAAAAACGGUCUACGGAACGGGAUCGCGGUACAGUAAGUACGGUGCACGCAAGCACUGUGCAUGUAUGUGAAGGCUGGCGGUGCAUGGAGCUGCUAGCGGAGGGAGUUGUGCUGGGCAUUUUUGGUAGGGCUGGGGAACUGAGAUGUUUCGUAACGGGGGUCUUGCGAGCGGGUUGGCUUCGAUCUCGAUGGAAAUUUUGUCUUUAUUCGGAGUAUCUAGAGAACUGGAAAAUUACAUGUAGGUCUGAAAAGGGGGUCAUCAAAGUGGCACGUCCCCGUACCACCAGAGUGCCCCUGAGGCAUUGUAUUGCAUUUUAAAGCUAAUAUUGUGUAGUACAUGUACAUGCAUUUUAAUUCUUGUGCAAGACAAAGUUGACAUUUUUCUGUAUUUCAGCACAAUUCUUUCCACAGUCAUGUUUUUACUAAUUUAUAUCCUUUUUAAUGUACAUGUUGAUAUGUAUGGUCAUUGCCAUUGACUUUUAUGCCAAAAGGUUACAUCUCUUAUAUCCUUGUUUUUUAGUGUGUAUAAGUGUAAAAUAUGUAUUGUGAUAAUGAUGUUGUACUUUAUGUAGGGACCAAAACCUUUUUUUU
Molecule: messenger RNA, 8500 nt
Organism: Lytechinus pictus (painted urchin)
Lineage: Eukaryota; Metazoa; Echinodermata; Echinoidea; Temnopleuroida; Toxopneustidae
Exons: 4
Coding region: 115-4479 (1454 amino acids)
Biological process (GO): regulation of transcription by RNA polymerase II
Cellular component (GO): chromosome
Molecular function (GO): chromatin insulator sequence binding
Source: RefSeq, a predicted model, not a curated record